GAGCAAUCAAACUGAGCAGGCAGUGACAAGAAUCAUCAUCAGACUCGCUCAUACUAUACAAUUAGCAUCAUGUCUGCAACCACUACCAUCCAAGCCCAAAGCGGCACCCUUACCAUCGCGCCCAAAUCCACCCACGGUCAUGAACUGAAAGACAAAACCCCCCUGCAAGCAAUGUCUCACGGCGAUGUCGUCCUCAGCGGCAUCCCCUCGCACCCCGACUUCUCCUCCCAGCGCCAAUGGCAGCUCGAGCACAUGGCCGCCGCCUUUCGCCACUGGCACCGUGAAGGCUACGUUGAAGGCAUGAGCGGUCACAUUUCCGUGCGCGACCCAGAAUUCACCGACGCUUUCUGGACGAACCCCCUCGGACGACACUUUGGUCUGUUGAAAGUUAGCGAUAUGAUCCUCGUUAACCUCGAGGGAGAGGUCAUUGGGGGGAACCGCUCAAGGCCACCUAACACAGCGGGGUUUCUGAUCCAUGCUUCUAUUCAUAAAGCUAGGAGUGAUGUGCACGCUAUUUGUCACUGUCACAGUAUUCAUGGAAAAGCAUGGUCUGUGUUCGGCAAACGUCUCGAAAUGCUAACGCAAGACGCGUGUAAAUUUCGAGGCGAUGCGCACAGCGUUUACGACAGUUACGGCGGCGUCGUGCUAGGUAGUGAAGAAGGAGACCGCAUCGCAGCAGCCAUGGGCCCCAAAGGAAAAGGCUGCAUUUUAAGAAACCACGGUAUUCUCACGGUUGGGCAGACUGUGGACGAGGCAGCAUGGCUGUAUACGUCUAUGGAGAACAGUUGUCGUGUCCAACUUCUCGCCGAGGCUGCAGCGGCGAAUGGCAUGCCCAAGGUUCUGAUUGAGGACGAGGAGGCCAAUUUCAACUUUGACGUCGAGAGUGAUCCUGAGAUUUGCUACUGUGAGUUUCAGGUUUAUUAUGAUUUGGAGGAUGAGAUGUCCAAUGGGGCUUUUAAGAAGUAGGAGUACGAGAUGCAGCAUUAUCUUGCCUUUCGCCCGCAGUGUCGUUGGUUCAUUGAUAGCUAACUGAUGGAGAUGUCGAACCACAAAGUAACAAUCAAACAUGUUCUCUUGUCAAACUUGAGGCAGUAUUCUAGAUAGGCUGUGAAUGGACCAUGUUCUUUUGGUCA
This is a messenger RNA of Fusarium oxysporum Fo47, 1133 nucleotides long. RefSeq names its product class II aldolase/adducin N-terminal. Lineage: Eukaryota; Fungi; Ascomycota; Sordariomycetes; Hypocreales; Nectriaceae. Bases 70 to 966 code for a protein of 298 amino acids. Gene Ontology annotation, molecular function: actin filament binding. The transcript has a single exon. Gene Ontology annotation, cellular component: cytoskeleton. The record is from RefSeq and is a predicted model, not a curated record.